This is a messenger RNA of Symbiodinium natans, 369 nucleotides long. The record is from the annotation of a GenBank genome assembly. Lineage: Eukaryota; Dinophyceae; Suessiales; Symbiodiniaceae.
AUGCGCGCCGGCCCUGUGCUUCUCUUCUUGGAGUUCAAGGCUAAACUCUUGUCGGAGGUUGUUCGUCCCGGGACACGAAGGGCCGCGUGCCUCGCGCUCAAUCAGAACCCUGCAGUCGAGUCCGUCUUGUUUCUCCUUGUGUCCGCGGCGUCGGUUGGCCUAAAUCUCGCAGCCGAAAGCGCUCCUCCUCGUGCUCAGUGCCUCGGCCGCGUGUCCCGCGAGGACGUCGCGCUGCUCGAAGCUUCGUCGCUAGCUCGCCGACGCCCUGUGCUCUGCGAGAGGUGGGAGUCUAGGACGGUAGAGGCUUUAUGUCGGACUUGGCAUCUUUGCCGGAGGAGUUCAGAGUUGGUUUUGGGAGAACCAGUCUAG